Messenger RNA from Cajanus cajan (pigeon pea), 1940 nucleotides. RefSeq names its product calcium uptake protein, mitochondrial. Lineage: Eukaryota; Viridiplantae; Streptophyta; Magnoliopsida; Fabales; Fabaceae. Gene Ontology annotation, molecular function: calcium ion binding. The record is from RefSeq and is a predicted model, not a curated record. Gene Ontology annotation, biological process: calcium import into the mitochondrion; mitochondrial calcium ion homeostasis. Gene Ontology annotation, cellular component: uniplex complex.
UUCUACAUCUACAUUCCUCUCUCUCUCUCUCUCUCUUUCUCUCUAUAUAUAUAAUAGUAUUCUCACAUCAAUCUCAAUUCAACUGCUACCUUAGCAUGUUUUCUUGGGGUAGAAGAUUCCAACUGUCUCUGCGGCACACCAUAAGCCCGUUCUGCAGCUAUUCACAGGGCUUCACCUCAUCAUCAUCGUCGUCGUUUUCAUCAUCUUCUUCUUCUUCUUCUUCUUUCAGCACCUUUCCUGGGUCCAGACAUGGGGACAAGAGGUUCAGAGACUUGCAUGUCUUUCUUACAUCAAUCACUUCUGGGGUUGCCGUUGUUGGCUCCACCUUAGGCUUUUGGUAUUGGUCAGCUUUGUCCUCUCCUGGUGAUAAUUCUCUUCACUCUUUUUCUGAUGCUGCCAAGGUGGAUCAGCUCCAACAAAACUAUGAAACCAAAUCCAAGUUCCUAUUUAAUGAUGGCUAUAGAAGAAGAGUAUUCUUCAAUUAUGAAAAACGAAUUCGCUUGCAGAGCCCUCCUGAAAAGAUUUUCGACUACUUUGCAUCUGUUCGAGCCCCUAGUGGUGAGGUUUUUAUGACACCUGCAGAUUUGAUGCGUGCCAUUGUUCCUGUCUUUCCUCCUUCUGAAUCAAACCGUAUUAGAGAGGGUUAUCUAAGAGGGGAGCAGGUUCCUGGCCAGUUGCAGUGUGAGCCUUCACAAUUUUUUAUGCUCUUUGACACGAACAAUGAUGGACUCAUUUCCUUUGCAGAGUACAUCUUUUUUGUUACUCUCCUCAGCAUACCAGAGUCCAGCUUUUCAGUGGCAUUUAAAAUGAUUGAUACUGACAACAACGGGGAAAUAGACGAGCUAGAAUUCAAGAAAGUGAUGACCUUGAUGCGAUCACAAAACAGACAAGGGGCUAACCACAGAGAUGGACGACGUCUUGGAUCUAAAGUUUCUAUAGAAAAUGGGGGUCUCUUGGAGUAUUUUUUCGGCAAAGAUGGAAAGACUUGCUUACAACAUGAAAGAUUCGUUGAAUUCUUAAGGCAGCUUCAUGAUGAGAUUUUAAGGUUAGAGUUUUCCCACUAUGACUACAAUAAAAAAGGAACCAUUUCAGCCAAAGAUUUCGCUCUGUCCUUGGUUGCAUCUGCAGACUUCAAUGAGAUAAGCAGACUGUUGGAUAGGGUCGACGGAUUAAACAGCCACCAGCAACUAAGAGACAUAAGAAUUACAUUCAAGGAGUUUCAAGAGUUUGCAGAACUGCGCAAGAAGUUGCAACCCUUCUCUCUGGCCAUGUUUAGUUAUGGAAAAGUUAACGGGGUGUUGACAAAACCUGAUUUUCAGAGAGCAGCAUCUCAAGUAUGUGGCAUCUGUAUCACAGAUAGAGUGGUUGACAUAAUUUUUUAUGUGUUUGAUGCUAACAAUGAUGGAAACUUAAGUGCCAACGAGUUUUUUAAAGUUUUACAAAGAAGGGAAAACCAUUCACCACGUUUUGGCUUCGUGAGUUUAAUAUCUUGCUGGUUGAACUGUGUAAAUAACUGUUCAUCAGCUAAGCUUCAAUUUUGAUGGAGUACGUUGAUAAUCCAUCUUCACCCCUCAGAAACUAUAGGUGGGUAAGAUAUGCAUCUUGUUACUGUAAUGAAUUCAACCAUAUGCAGCAAAAUUUAGGGAAAAGGCAGAAGACCCAUUCCCGUAGCAAUGGAGAUUUGCUAUGACACUGUCACACCAUGACAUGGCCGCUGUCUACUCAGAAAUGUAUAGUGUUCGAUUAUGUUGUCUAAUAUCUUCCUUUGGGAGCCAAGUCUACAUGUGUUGAUAUUUGUACAUACUCACUCCGGCUACCUUGACUAUUAAUUUUUGCUUUUCAUAGCUUGUCAUUAUCUGGACAUUUUAUAACCAGUGUUAAUGCUUGUAAUAUGAGCUAAUACUACAGUGACUAAAUUAAUUAUGAAAAGCUCAAUUGUA